Messenger RNA from Theobroma umbraticum, 1208 nucleotides. RefSeq lists its product as uncharacterized. Lineage: Eukaryota; Viridiplantae; Streptophyta; Magnoliopsida; Malvales; Malvaceae. The record is from RefSeq and is a predicted model, not a curated record.
UAUAUAAACCCCGUCGAAUCUAUUCAAUUCAUCAGUUUCCGAAGCACCGUACCAAGAAUUAUUAAGUAUACGACUGCUACCAGCUUCCAACUCUGUUUUUCUUUCUGUUUAAUAUCCUUCGAAAGCAACCUUAAACCUUCUCCUUUCGUUUCCUAUUCUUUCAUUGUCUUGUUGAGCAAGGCAUGGCUUCCUUUGAAUUUGAUAACGUUAAGGCAGAGAAAGAAGAUGCUCUAUGGAGAUACAACAUGGAGAGGAAGCUGAGGAUGGGUCUUCGAUUAUGCGGGUUUUGUUUGGCUUUGUUUUUGCUGUUGUGGUCAUGGUUCCCCACGUUGAUUCCUGAUACAGUCGAGGUUGCCGGAGACUAUGGCCGCUGUUUCGUCUCCACCUUUAACAAGCCUCUCUUCACUUUCAUACUUGUAAACAUCAUCAUCCUUGCUGUUUAUAUUUUGUCUAGCCAGAAACAGUCCCAGAAACAAACCAGCUGCCCCGACCUCUACGAUGAGUACGUCGGCUCUCGCCGGAGUAACCCCACGUCCGUCGUCGCCGCGGCCUACAACUCUCCGGUUGCGGAGGAGACCAUGGUUGACAAGAAAAUCAUCCUGGUAGAAAAUGCCCUUGCUCUUUCUCCUGUAAAGCAGCAACCCACGACAGUCGACACAGUUACAGAAACAAAACGUUCCCCUUCACCAGCUAAACAAACUACGAUGAUCCGUACAGCAGUGAAAAAGACAAAGCCUGCCGUUUCUGCGACCCCUGAAGCCAAGACAAAGGAAUACCGAAGAACUCGAUCAAUGGUCUCAGAAUCUCGAAACCAAUUACCCCGGGAGUUUCUGAGAUCCGACACAGCUAUCGGCAGGGAGCUGGUGGUUUCAGGCGGAGACCCGCCGAGGAAAUCAAUGGAUGAGAUGAGCAGCGAAGAGUUUCAGUCGAUAGUAGAUAGUUUCAUUGCUGAAAGAAAGAGAACUCUGCUGCAGGAAAACACUGCUCAUUACACUAGGAGGAAAGACAAGUGCAUGUCUAUCGUGGUCAAGAAUUAGGAAUUUGUUAUGGAGAUUAGAGUGAACUUAGUGAGUUAAAUUCUGAAAAUCUACCUCCAUUUUCAGAAUUAUUAGGUUUUCGGGACAUAUAUUAAUUACUGUCUGGGAUUGUACAGUGAUAAAAACUUCCCUGGUUUUGUGGGAGCAGAAAUUAAGACAAGUUUUAUGGGA